AUGGUUAUGAAUGAUGGCCUGUUGCGGGUGUUUUGGCCAUAUGAAGUUGCGCUGUCGGAUGCUCCGGGGGUGAUUGUUGGAUGGAGGAAUUCAGAAUUCGACCUGUUUGUGGUCUCGGUGCUAGAGCAUGUUGAGGCACGAAAUGUUGAAAAUGCCCUUCGGACGGGUAUACUAUAUCGAAACAGCCCUCAUCCGAUAUCUCGAAUAUUUGGGCUCUGUGGGAAGCCGGUGAUGCAUGUACUGGGCUCGACGAACGCAGCAGAGGUGCCGACUGCGUUUACUACGUCUCACAUCCAUGUGACAACGAGUCCGUCUACGGGGGUUCCCUUGAUAUACUGUCCUCCCAAUGUGAAGCUACCGCUGCAGGUGAUCAUGUUCAACCGGCCUCAUCCAACCAGGAUGCAGUACAUGUCCCUACGGCCGAUUCCUCUGGCUCUGGGUGACAAGCACACGACGUUUGACAAGGGUGGCGAGACGCUGGAUGAAGUCGAGGUUGCUGAGGGAGAAGCCAGAGCGCAAUCGUCGAGGCUUAUAGCAAAGCGAAGACUGGUAACGGUGGUAAAGCAUGUACCUUCGUCGAAGGAGCAGGCUCUCGCCGUGCUUAUCAACCAGAUCAACUGUUCGUUUGAGAUGGACAGGCUGCUGCAGAGCAACAUCGGGCUGAUUGGGACAAGGCCUAAACGGGCUCUGAGUGUCAGCCAGCGGGUGGUCGAAUCGGCAACGACAGCAUGGGGGGUUAUUCUCUGGGGGAUAACGUAUGUUGUGAUGGCCUGGAUAUACCCUAUUAUCACCAAAGGGUUUAUUGCAUGCCUCAUCGGCCACCGACUGAUAGCUGAGGUGGUGCUGAGGAUCCUGGAAUGGCGAGCGGCGCCAGAUGCAGCAGCGCUGAAGGACAUAUCCGCCACGGCCCAGCAGAUUGAUAUCAGACUGCAGCAGUUCUGCUACUGGCCUAUACAGUACAUGACGCUGCGCAAACGCAAGGACGACUGGGAGAGCGUGACGAACAGCCAUCCGGACUAUAUCAGGUUCUACAACAGUCUCUGGCUGGUGGCCAACGAUGUGAUUAUAGGCAUUGCCCUGGGCUCCUAUAUCGUCGACAACGCGGAUGCGGUGGCCUCUCAGAUCAACUCGGUGCUGAGCGACUGGACGGUCGACGGCCUGCAGCAGACGAUAUCGUGGCUCAUGGGCUGGCCGGCCGGCUUGAAGCUCAAUAACGAGCUGGCUGUCUUUCUGGGAGAUCUCUUCCUCUGGGUUAUCGCCCACUGGGCCAGCGCCCUGGCGAGCCUUCGACCGUUUCUCUCGCACGUCGUCUACAUCAUCGGCUGCGCGAGCUUUGCAGGAGCCAGCAUGGCGAUAGCCAUGUUCUCUGACCUGCUGUCCAUCUUCACAGUCCACAUCUACUCCUUCUACAUCGCGUCUGCGCGCAUCUUCAACUGGCAGCUGACGAUAAUCAUCUCUCUCUUCCACCUCUUCCGCGGCCGCAAGAGGAACGUCCUUCGCAACCGUAUAGACUCUUGCGACUACGACCUGGACCAGCUCCUGCUCGGGACUAUUCUUUUUACCCUCCUCUUCUUCCUGCUGCCUACUAUCCUGGUAUUCUACAUCACCUUUGCCUCUGCACGGAUGGCCAUCAUCUCGUUGAAGGCAGCCCUGGACACCUGCCUGGCCUUUCUCAACCACUUCCCCCUGUUUGCCCUGAUGCUGCGUCUAAAGGACUCUCGACGUCUUCCAGGAGGGACACGCUUCGAGCUCCGCAAACCAGCACUCCCCAAGCCACCAAACGACAAGCUCGAGUACACUGAGACCUCCUACAUCCACCUAAAGUCCGUACCCCUUUCACUGAGAGAGAUGUUCGACCAGUACUUCCGGCUGGGCCACCGUAUCCGCCAGCACUACCUCUCUCCCCGGGUGAUCUUCUGUCUUGCAACCGGCCAGUUCGUGCCUCCCAUCCACCGACGCAACCUGUACAGCCUGCAGUACAGCAUGCUGCCGGCCCAGCGCGUAGGCAUCGUCGACGUCUGGUCUCGACUGACCGCAAAGAGCACGACGGGCAGCAGCAUCCACGGCAGCAGCAGCUCGGGAGGCAGCACUCACUAUCGAACUCCCCCUUUUCCUCUCCAGGACCGCCGGCGUCGAUGA
Molecule: messenger RNA, 2139 nt
Organism: Microsporum canis CBS 113480
Lineage: Eukaryota; Fungi; Ascomycota; Eurotiomycetes; Onygenales; Arthrodermataceae
Product: N-acetylglucosaminyl transferase component Gpi1
Exons: 5
Coding region: 1-2139 (712 amino acids)
Biological process (GO): GPI anchor biosynthetic process
Cellular component (GO): membrane; endoplasmic reticulum
Source: RefSeq, a predicted model, not a curated record